Messenger RNA from Quercus robur (English oak), 528 nucleotides. RefSeq lists its product as uncharacterized. Lineage: Eukaryota; Viridiplantae; Streptophyta; Magnoliopsida; Fagales; Fagaceae. Gene Ontology annotation, molecular function: nucleic acid binding; RNA-DNA hybrid ribonuclease activity. The transcript has a single exon. The record is from RefSeq and is a predicted model, not a curated record. The coding region runs from base 1 to 528 and encodes 175 amino acids.
AUGCAGCAACGACCGGUGGACCAUCCAACGCACUGGUUACCUCCGCCACCAACUCAGUACAAGGCCAACAGUGAUGGGGCGAUUUUUCUGGACACGGGCACAAUAGGCAUCGGAAUGCUGAUACAGGAUUCAGAGGGUAUGGUGAUUGCAGUGCUAUCAGAACGCAUUCCAUUACCAGCCACAGUGGAGGACGUGAAAGCUUUGGCUUGCAAGAAAGCUAUCUCUUUCGCCAUUAAACUCGGACUACAAGAUGUAGUUUUUGAGGUAGACUCCGAGAUCAUCUACAAGCAUCUAGUUUCGGACUCAAAGUGCAUGACAGCUUUCGGUCACAUCGUGGAGGACUCACACAGGCUAGCCACAAGUUUGAGAAGUGUGUCUUUCUCACAUGUUAGACGGAAAGGAAAUAAAGUAGUUGAUAAGCUUGCUAAGUUAGCAAAAUUCUUGUAUGAACCACAAAUUUGGCUAGAAGACAUCCAUAGUGAUGUGUCAAACUUUGUAAUUCUUGACAGAAGUUUUCUGUUUUCGUAA